Messenger RNA from Ciona intestinalis (vase tunicate), 1834 nucleotides. RefSeq names its product glutaminyl-peptide cyclotransferase. Lineage: Eukaryota; Metazoa; Chordata; Ascidiacea; Phlebobranchia; Cionidae. Gene Ontology annotation, molecular function: glutaminyl-peptide cyclotransferase activity; zinc ion binding. The record is from RefSeq and is a predicted model, not a curated record.
UACUAUAUACUAGGAUCACCCGGGUCUCCAAAAUUGAUUUUCUUUGCUUUUUCUCCUUUUUUUUACACAUGGCCUCUGGGCGAAACGAUUUUCUGCGAUAAUUCAUUGUUAGCAUCAUGUCAAGAUAUCGGCGGCCAAAAGAAAGUUCUGUUUCUGAAACUCCACAGCACCCACUAUCAAAUAGACACACUAAUUAUAAACGGACUUUAUUUAUUGGAGGUAUUGGCAUCACGUUAAUUGCAGUAGUUGUCUUGUUCAAUCAUUUACAAUCAACUGAAGUAAAAGGACCUGUAGAAAUCGAGCGCAACUAUGAAACUUGGCAUCUAGCAAAGAACUCAUGGCAGCCAAGGGUGUUAAAUCGUGAAGAACUAACACAGAUUGCUCAAAAGGUUGAUCAAGUUGAUAUUAAACCAAUAUUCAACUCAUUUAUGAUCCCUCGACCACCAGGAACUUUGAAUAUAACAAUUGUUGGUAUGUACAUUCGGCAUAAAAUGGAGCAAGAAUUAGGUUGGACAGUCGAAGAGAUGACUUUCACUGACCAACCACCUCAUCCAUACCCACCAACACAGUUCAAAAACAUCAUAGCUACUCAUAACCCUGGUGCUGCAAGACGUUUGGUCCUGGCUUGCCACUAUGAUUCGAAGAUCACACCAACAGGAUUUCUGGGAGCAUGUGACUCCGCCAUGCCAUGCUCGAUGAUGAUUGAAAUUGCCUUUGCUCUUCGUGAAUACCUUGACCAGCGCAAAUUGCAACAACAACAAGGUAUUGAUAGAUCUGAUCUCACAUUGGAGUUUCUUUUUUUCGAUGGUGAGGAAGCUUUUGAUACAUGGACAGAAACUGAUUCAUUGUAUGGAUCGCGACAUAUGGCUUCACGAUGGACAUCACCUUGGAAUGGCAGAAGUAGACUUGAUUCUAUUGAUUUGUUUGUACUUUUGGAUCUGAUUGGAACAACCGACACACAGUUUUACAAUCUUCCUGUCACAUCUUCACGUUGGUUUAAUCAUCUUGCAGAACUAGAGUUACAAAUGUAUCGUGCUGGUUUACUCACGGUUAACAACACGAGGCACACACAUCGUAUAUUUAUACCACGGACAGCUAAUUAUAAUGUUGAAGAUGACCAUGUACCUUUCCAUAGAGCAGGUGUUCCUAUCAUGCAUUUAAUAUCUGUACCAUUUCCUACUGUCUGGCACGAGAUAACUGAUAAUGAAUUUGCCAUGAAUUAUGAACGAACAGAAGUGAUAUCCAGAGUGAUGACAGCAUUCGUUGCAAAAUAUUUGCAACUCAACAUGUAAAUAGAAUUCCUGUGAAUAUUGAUAGGUGAAGCAUUUUGACAUGUCUUAUAAAAUAAGUUUAAGACAAAGGAUUUUAGCAUCAUAUUUUGAACCUUCAAUUACGAAGGUAAAAAUACCACAAUGAUAUAUAAAUAUAAUGCAAUAUUAAACAGCUAUUUCAGGGUAUUAUUGUUAUUUAAUACGGUAUUUUUAUUGUAAUGUCGUUUAAUAUUGUAUUUUUAUUUUUUUUUAUAAAGUAUAUAAUAAAGUUGUUUUUGGGAAUGUGCAAUAUUUUUGCAACACUCUAAUUUGAAUGAACAAACUUUAAAAGCUUUGAUCCAGAGUGCUGAGUUUUAAUUCUGUUUUUUUACCUGUUUCUUGUACAGUGCAAAUGUGAAAUCCUGACCAAACUUUAUCUACAUGACUUUUUUAGAGUUUUCCUUUUUUUGGUUUAAUGUAGAGGCCAUGUUUGCACUUUGCACAGGUAUUUUAUCUUGGUGCCGUUUUAUUGUGUUGUAUUACUGCAUGCCAAUGUGAACAAAAAUAAAUCAGUUCAGUUGUGA